AUGGAUACUAAGAAGAGCUCGAUCCAAGUAGAGGUGAGGAUAAACCCAAGAUUGGAUAAUGCACUCGAAUGUGGAGCUAACACACUAACUGCAGGAACAAAGACAUAUACAUUCAACCGAAUACAUCUCACAACAUCACAAUCUCAGAUGUAUAACAAAAGCGUCAGGCAUCUUACAGAGGCAUUUCUUCAGGGAUACAAUUGUACAGUCAUGGCAUAUGGACAGACAGGCAGCGGUAAAACAUACACAAUGGGUAUAACACAUGAAGAUGUGACAGGUGUUGUUCCUCAGGCUCUUAGGCAUAUAUUUACGAAAAGUUUGGAAAUUACUUGUACUUUUAUUGAGGUUUACAAUGAAGAAGUAAUAGACUUAUUCAGUCAUCACAAACGACCUCUGAGUCUUAGGGAAGCAAAUGGAGAAGUGAUUGUUGCAGGUGUAAGUGAGGUAUGCCUGAACUCAUAUGAAGAUGGAAUAGCAGCUUUGAGCAAGGGAUCACUUGAAAGAACAACAAAGUCAACAAAUAUGAAUUCUAAGUCGUCACGAAGUCAUGCAAUAUUCACUCUUUUUUACAAGUGUGAAGUAAAUGAUUCGUUUGUGAUUUCUAAGUUUUCGUUUGUUGAUCUGGCAGGAAGCGAGAGAUUGAAGCGGACGCUGUGUGCUGGAGACCGUGCAAAAGAAGGAAUAUCCAUAAACUCUGGACUGUUAGCAUUAGGAAAUGUGAUUUCAGCAUUGUUCAAAAGAUCUCCGCAUGUUCCAUUCAGGGACUCUAAGCUUACGAGGAUUCUUCAAAGCUGUUUGAACGGAUAUGUACUGAUGAUAGCAUGUGUGUCUUCUUCUCAUGUAGAUAUGAAUGAAACACACAAUACGCUAAAGUAUGCAAGUAGAGCUGCAUCUAUUGAAACUUCUGUACGAAUGAACAUACAAGUUGAUGGAUCGAAGUUUGCAAUGUUACUGCUAAAGAAGGAGAUUCAGAAGCUGAAGGUUGAGAAUCAAAUGCUGAAAGAUAGAAUAAAGAGGGAUUCACAAGUGAAUGUGGAGGAGAUUAUCUGUGAGAACCGGACAUUGAAAUCAAAGAUCGAAUCGAUGAGUACCGAGAAGGAUGAUAAAAGAGAAGAACUUUCCCAGGAGAUUCUAAAACAUCCUUUUGUGCAGAACUUGAUUGACGAGAAUCAAAGGCUCAAUGAAAUGGUUCAAAAUAUGUGUUUUUCAAGAUCAGAAGCGCCGAUGUGUUCAAUGGCAACUGAGAAAGUCAAAGAAGCAUGCCGUAAAUCAAAGUUAGACGAUGAGCCAAAUUAUUGUGAAAAUAAUCGCAAAGAGGGUGGUAACGAAAUAAAUACCUUAGAUAUAUGGAGUAUGCCAGAAUCUAUGGUGUUGGGUAUUAAAAAAGUGUUAGAUAAAAAUCCAGAAAAAGUAGAUAUACAACGUGAUGAGAAAGAGAACAAUUCGCGAAUAGAUACAAUAAGGAAGCAUGUUGAUUCACUAGAAAUAUCGAAUACAGCUGAUGCAAUCAAUGGAAUUGAAAUCAAGCAGAAUAUAGAAAAAAUACACAAGAGAGCAGUAACCUUUGAUUUAGAAAGAAAUACAAAGAAAUACGCAUUAUUUACGCCAAGAAAAGAAAAAAUUACAAUGAAAACCACAAUUGAUAAUACAAUUACAGGAUAUCUGCCAACAGUUUUGACUUUCUAUGACUCAUGCGUUGUAUUUUCAUCAAUAGACAAUAAAGUAAGGCAGUGGGGCGAAGAAGUGUCCGUGUUAUUUGCUGAAGAAGGUAUAAGAUGCAUGGUAUCCGCAGAAACAUUGCUUUACACUACCAGAGGAAUGCUCAGAAGGUUUGAUCCAAGAUCUGGAACUCGUCCUGUUUAUAUGUUCAGGAGUGAAAUCUCUUCAAUCAUGUCUUCUGAGCAUUAUAUGUUUACUGGGCAUGAAGAUGGGACGUUUUCUAUACUUGAUGAUAGGAACUCAAAAAUAGUCGUCUCAGAAAAGGCACAUUCAGGAACAAUCUUCAGUAUAGAAAAGAUGGGCAAUGAUAUAUAUACCGCAUCUAGGGAUCACACAGUUAAAUGUUAUAAUGAUGGGUUUUUGACGCUUUCGCCUCCUCAUUUAGAUUCUGUUCAAGGACUAUUGAGUUACAACAGUGAUUUGGUAAGUUUUGGACGAGAUUGCUCAUUGAAAAGAUGGAAGAAUAGGUCUAUAGUCAAGACGGUUCCUUAUGCUCAUGAUUCUUGGAUAAAAUGUGGAGUGGCGAUGAAGGAUUCAUUUGUGACAGGCUCAAAAGAUGGAUCUCUACGAUUCUGGGAUUUUUGCGAUAAUUCAGUUUUUUGUGUUGGCAAGAUAAAGUUUGAAGGAUCUAUAAACUCUAUUGCAUUUGGAGGAGGAUCCAGUGUAUAUGUAGGAUGCCAAAACAAAGAAAUCAUGGCUAUAACAUGCAACUAUGACAGCUAA
Ordospora colligata OC4 is the source of this 2442-nucleotide messenger RNA. Its product is annotated as kinesin motor domain-containing protein. Lineage: Eukaryota; Fungi; Microsporidia; Ordosporidae. The record is from RefSeq and is a predicted model, not a curated record. The transcript has a single exon. The coding region runs from base 1 to 2442 and encodes 813 amino acids. Gene Ontology annotation, biological process: microtubule-based movement; mitotic spindle organization. Gene Ontology annotation, molecular function: ATP binding; microtubule binding; microtubule motor activity.